This is a messenger RNA of Carassius gibelio (silver crucian carp), 758 nucleotides long. RefSeq lists its product as uncharacterized. The transcript is spliced from 7 exons. NCBI's taxonomy places the organism in Eukaryota, Metazoa, Chordata, Actinopteri, Cypriniformes, Cyprinidae. Bases 129 to 758 code for a protein of 209 amino acids. The record is from RefSeq and is a predicted model, not a curated record.
GAGCUGUGCUCGUGCCCAGGUGAAGGUCACAUGUGCACCCUUCAUCAUCAUCAUCAUCUUCAUCUUCAUCCUUCAGUCUGAUUCUCAUCACACUCUCUCAGUCCUCAGAGCAGCACCGAGCCGUCAGCAUGAGAUCUCACUGCAUCUGUCUGGUGUGUUUUGUGCUGUGUGUGUUCGGAUGGCAUGAUCUGGAUAACAGUGAGUAUGACUGCUGGCCACUGGACAGACCAGAUGAACUCAACAUGAUCGACUGUGGAGGUCUGGAGAUGGCGUGGGUUCUGCGUCCUCCAGAGAAGGUUCUCAGCGGUGAGGAUUUCAAUGUCAUCUACUCUGUGACCGUCAGAGAUGAGUUUUACCAGUGGGCCAUCGACAACGACAUCUUCAUACACCGGUCCAUCACGGAUCCAGCUGAAGCCAGACGCUUCUGUGAGCAGCACGACUGUCCCAGCGACUGGAAGGACGCCAACGGAGAAAACUGCUGCAUCCAUCACGCCAACAUCCACUCCUGCCCCAUGGGCUUCAUGAAGCAGGCGGAGGAGAGGAUCUGUGGCCCCUGGAUCCCAGACGACGGGCGCAUAUUCACUCACACCAUCUCCACUUCUGGAAAAAUGACCCAGACCAACUGGAGCGCCAAGGUGGUGUUGUUUCACGAGGGCCUGACGUCUCUCAUCGCUCACAUCCGUGUGGGGAACAUGCAGGUGGCUCUGGAGGCCAAGAGCACGGUUCUGCCUGCGAUCAGUACUGUAUCUGUGACCUAG